Messenger RNA from Tigriopus californicus, 2127 nucleotides. RefSeq names its product apoptosis inhibitor 5-like (gene cass). Gene Ontology annotation, cellular component: nucleus. Gene Ontology annotation, biological process: negative regulation of apoptotic process. The coding region runs from base 100 to 1701 and encodes 533 amino acids. The record is from RefSeq and is a predicted model, not a curated record. The transcript has 7 exons. NCBI's taxonomy places the organism in Eukaryota, Metazoa, Arthropoda, Copepoda, Harpacticoida, Harpacticidae. Gene Ontology annotation, molecular function: RNA binding.
ACAACGUUGGUUGGCCUGGACUUUGGAUGGACGUUAAAGACGUGGGCAUCAAGAGAACAAAUCAGAGAUCAUCCACGACUUUUUAGAAUCUUCGACGGCAUGGCGUCUACCGAUCGCAUUUAUGAAUGCGCGCAGAAGCUUCAACAGGCCAAUAAAGGCGGAUUUCAUGUGUUUGAAUCUGAAUUCCGCGAGGUGUUGACCGGUGUAAAAGGUGAUGGGCGUGCCAAACGCAUGGCUUCUCAGACGAUCGCUCGUUAUUUCGUUCAUUUCCCCUCUUUCACCAAAGAAGCCUUAAACGCAAUCUUGGACUUGUGCGAGGACGACGAUCUCAAUAUCCGAAAAUUGGCCAUCAUGGACCUGGCCAAAUUGUCCAAAGACGCUCCCGAGCUUCUGCCCAAGAUCGUGGAUGUGCUUUCACAACUCCUCCAGAGUGACGAACCCUCUGAGCUGAAUGUGAUCGAGAAUUCACUAAUGUCGUUAUUCAGACGGGAUGGCAAAGGCACACUGAUUGGGAUUUUCUCUCAAAUCAAAACGGGAGGAGAGGAGGUCCGUGAGCGCGCCUUGGAUUUCCUGCUCCGAAAAAUCAAAGCCGAUGGAAAUGCUUUGUUAAAUAAAGAAGCCGAGGCGAUUCUUCUCCAAGAAAUCAAGGGCUCUCUUAAAAAUUGCACAGCAGAAGAGUUUCACAUGUUCAUGAAUAUUCUGGACCAAACGAGCAUUCCCAAAAUGCUGAGUGGACAGGCUCAAUUAUUACAAUUGGCCACUUUAAUGGCUGAUAUCGACAAGCCUUUUGACCCCGAGGACACGGAAUGUGUGGGGAAGUUUGUGGAAUGUGCCAAGACUGCCUCCAAAUUUCUUUCGUCUCAAGUGAAAGGCACGGAUUUCUGCUCGUACAUUUGCUUGGAGAUUCUGCCUCAGUUUCACUCGAUUGAAGACGCGAAUGCUCAAUCGCAAAUACUCAAGAUUCUGGCCGAGUGCUCGCAAAACACGGCCUCAUUGAAAGAGCCUUUGAAGGCCACGCAGAACAUAUUUAAGAAGCUUCUAGAUUACGUGCCUUUGCCUCCGGCCGAUGCGGCUGAAAAAGCUGGAAUUGAGACGCCGGAUUUCGAGUUCACCAAGGUGGAAUGCCUGUUGUCCGCGUAUCAUAAUGUUGGCCGCGAAUCGCCCGAAUAUUUGACAGGAAACCCAGAGAGAUUGGAGGACUUCAAGAAACGCCUUACCUACUUUGCCCGUUGCCUCAAAGUAUACAUCAAGAAGCUCAAUGACUUCCUACAACAAUCUGGCAACAAGACCAAGCCCGAACACGCCCUCAAAGCUUUGGCCCUUAAAUGCACAACUAACAUCAACACCCUCAUACUAGAUCUGAUGAGAAACACGCCCAUCUACAAGGCCAAGAUCAGCCUAUCUUGGAUUGAGGAGCGAAAAGUGCCAACCAAGCGGCCGAUUACAGCCGUGACAACGGGAAACGGAGUUCAAGUCAACAAAAAGGCCAGAAAGUCAUUCGACACGUCCGAAAUCCGAUCCAAGGCCAAAUGGCAGGAAAAGGGGGGUAAAGUGUACACUCCCCCGACCGGAAAGUUCAGUUCCAAACACGGACAGUUCGAUGCUAAUGGCAGUAAUGGAGGACGCCGAGGUGGAUCAGGGAGAGGGCGUGGGGGCCGGGGGCGAGGGCGAGGGCGUUUCCGAGGAAGGAAGUCCUAUUGAAGAGCUUGAGAUUGGUUGUUGCGUAGUGCCGUGGUUCGGACCGGAAUGCCAUUUUUGCGUCAAGGACCCCGUUUAGGGCUCCCAUCACAAGCUUUAAAGAGAGUACAAAAUCAAAUUCAAAACCCCUGAAAGGAGUGGCAAAACGUGACCCUGCCUUUCUGGGUCUCGGAACCAGGGCUGCUUUAAAACUCGUUCUUGAUCUUGGGUCUUCACUUCUGUACCCCUUUUCGCUUGAAUUGGAAGCCCUAAAAGAGGUUCGUUCAUCAAGUUAAAUAGCUGAAUUUUUGGUUCGAAACCCAUCGGUAUUGUUUUGCCAGUAUUGAAAACCCGAUCCUACAUUUUUGUAAAAUAACCGUUCAUACCCCAAGGCGUUUUGAGGGUGCUCAUGUUUGAAAUAAAUAACUAAUGCUUCACAUCCAAGAAAAA